Messenger RNA from Myotis brandtii (Brandt's bat), 1340 nucleotides. RefSeq names its product centromere protein P (gene CENPP). The record is from RefSeq and is a predicted model, not a curated record. Gene Ontology annotation, biological process: CENP-A containing chromatin assembly. The coding region runs from base 1 to 834 and encodes 277 amino acids. The transcript is spliced from 8 exons. Gene Ontology annotation, cellular component: chromosome, centromeric region; nucleus. Lineage: Eukaryota; Metazoa; Chordata; Mammalia; Chiroptera; Vespertilionidae.
AUGAUUAAUUAUUUCCAAUAUUUGCUUUUUAGAAAAUCAUUUCAAGAAAUAUACCAAUCAGAUUCUGAAGGAUGGGAAACAUCAAAAGAUCUGAGAAGUAAUCUUGGAAAUUUAGAAUCAGAACUUCUAUUUCUAAAUACGCUUACUGGUAUCAAUAUCAGAAAGUACUCCAAGAAGAUAGAGAACCUAACGAGCACUGAGAUGACAGAAAGGCGUAUAAAGAAAGUUCUACAAAGACAUAAAUUAUCAGGAAAUUGCCACAUGAUUACAUUUCAAGUUGAAUUUCAGAUUCUGGAAUUCCAGAACAAGGAAAAUUUAUCUUCCAUUAUUACUGACCUCAACAUAAUAAUGGAGUCCACCGCAUAUUCAGAAUUAAGUGAAUUUGUAUCUAGAGCAGAAGAAAGAAGAGAUCUGUUUAUGUUUUUCCGAAGCCUGCACUUUUUUGUGGAAUGGUGUGAAUAUCGGAAGCGCACAUUUAAACAUUUCAAGGAGAAGUACCCCGCGGCUGUGCAGCUCCCCGAGGGGGCCUCCUCCAGCUGCAUGAGCAUCCGGAGCGCCAGCCAGCCAGGGUUUGAGCUGGUCAUCGUCUGGAGGAUGCACAUAGAUGAAGAAGGGAAGGUUUUGCCGAAGCUGGAUCUUCUCACCCAAGUGCCACAGCGAGCCCUGGAGCUGGACCGGAAGGGAGCAGUCGCAGCUGCUCCUCUCCACUUCCGGGCCCUGCUGGGCCUGCUGGGCAUCGAAGCGGCUCUGGAGAGCCUGCUGAGGCUGCUCUGCGCGGAGGGAAGCCCCGGUGCCCACCCAGCACCGCCAGGGGCCUGGGAUGUUACUGAAUAGAAACAUUGGCUGCUGCCGACUUAGAAACCACACCCUCAGCACAUGUCUGUGCAUUGGUGACACAUGAUCUAUCAACUGUCAGGUCAUAAAAAACACAGACAGCUGUUUAAACACAAAAUGAAAAGCCUGACACACGAGGAGCAGCUGUGCCCCCUCCACCCCCGGGAGGCUCUCCCCUCCCCUUGGCCUCCUGAGCUGGAAAGCCGCUCCCCUCAGCCAGUCCUGACACGCACUCGUCUUGACCCAAAACAGCAAGUCUGCACUUGAACCUGCAGUGGGACAGCGAGACCCACUGUCCCCCACAGGCCUGGGCCGUCCCCCCCGCCCCCCUCUGUCCCACCCGUGAGCCCCAGCUCCCCGCGUGUCCAGCAGGUGGAGUCUAACGCCUCCUGCCCCCACACUAACAGGAGAAGAUGGGCAGCACUUGAGUAUCUUUCCGACCCUCUGAGUACAGAAGUAAAUGUUAUGACAGAAUUAAAGAAUAAAUUCUAGAAAAACUGGUGUAA